ACACCAAUUGAGUCAUUCAACGGGCGGUCGACUCGUGUGUUGCAGUCAAUCGUUUCAAUCGGAAAAAUCGUACGCUCAGCACCAGAUGAAUACACAUCCCGAUGCCUUUCCGGACAUACCAUGGAUUGAGUGCUCGCAUACGGGCUGUCAGUUUAGGACUAAAAGCAAUAGACAUAAAGUGUUCUCCGAGAACGUGACCUAUAGUUGUGAUUACGAGGGUUGCGAUUAUAAGACACUAUACAGACGUUGUUUGACUGGACACCAAAAGACUCAUCUGGUUAUGAAAGCGACUGUAAACGUCCCGUGCGAGUGGCCUAACUGUCCAAAGGUGUUAAGAAGUGCACAGUAUAUGAGAGUGCAUAUGAAUACACACACGGCUUAUAAUGGCUACCGGUGCCAUUAUCCCGGGUGUGGAAAGCCGUUUUGGUCUAAUAAAUCGAUGCGAAUUCAUUUUAAAACACACCAUACGGGGAACUACAGGCGCCAGACUACCGGAACUCAUGAUAGGAUUACAGAUAACACAAGUGCUGGAAGUAGUGCUCAAGAAGUGAAGAAUAGCCAAGAAUUCAAGUGUUUGGUGAAUGAAUGCAACAAAUUUUUCAAAACAUAUAGCGGUUUGAAUGAAGACAACAACAGAUUACAUGCCAUUCCUCAGCAACAGACGAGUGUCAGGAAUGGGCGGAGAGGACAGGAAGUUGAGAAGAUUGGUCUCCAGACCGACAUAAGGCCAGACAUUAAACACCAAACAGAUAUUGACUUAAGCCAUGGACUUAAUAACAGAUUUGAAGAUCUUUCAAUGAAUUAUCAAACUAGUGAUGAAUCCGUGGAUCAGUUGAUGAUCAAUAAUGAAGACAAUGGACACGUCAUUGAAAGUAUUGAACAAAUCACUGAAGCAGUUAACGAAGUGCAAGGGUCUGGAACUGAUGAGACAAUUAGCAAACGUGUGAAUAAAUAUAGAUCAGCCCUGAGAUCUAGUGCACAUACACGUGGUUAUCAGGGAAAUGCAUUCAGUUUAAGACUCCGGAAGAAUAAUAAGACAAACACUGAUAGAAGUGAAGACAGUGUAAGCAAUGAACAUAAAUCUAAUGAAGAAAAUAGUGAACAACUCACUGAAGAUAAUAAUGUGAAACCACAAGAGUCCACGAGUGAUGAGAUAAUUAGAACGCCUUUCAAUAAAUACAGAUCAGCGCUAAGACCUCGUGGACAGGGAUGUGGUUAUCAGAGAAACAUAAAUAGUUUAAUAUUCAGUGUGAAUAAUAAGACAAUUACUGUUAGACGUGAAGGAAGUGUAAGCAAUGGACACAAAACUAUUCGUGAAAAUCAUGAAAAGAGUGAACAAAUGACUGAAGAAAAUAAUGGCAAAACACAAGAGCCCGGAACCGAUGCGACACUUAUAAAUGCCUCGCCAGAGAACCCAAGGAGACCGGGGAGAGGGAGACCCAGGAAAGCCAUUCAGACUAAUAUCAAUAGAAGUGUGAGUGAAGUUGAAAGCAAUGUCAAAGACAUCACUGAAACAACUUGUGGUUUGAGUGAUAAUCAGAGGGAUAACAUCGAAUCCAAUGAUAAGAUAAUGGAUGCCAUGAGCUCUUUGAAAGGACUUUUAACCAGUGAUGAUAAGACACGAGACAAACAGAUUGUCACCGAUUCUAACGUAUCUGAUGAGCGAUCUAACCCUAUAGUGAAUGCAAGUGAACCCACUGUUGGCAAUAAGAGUACCGAUUCUCAUACCAGUGCCGCUCCCACCUCGUACACAUACAUAUCACAGUCUCCCAAAUCAUUAUCUCAGAGACUAGCCAUUUGUGAGCCUAGACUGGGAUGUACUUACUCGACACGACUUUAUAGAGACUUAAUUGGACACCAAUUGAGUCAUAGAGUUGUCAAUCCUUUCAAAUGCACAGUCAAUGACUGCACGAAAUCGUUUCCAUCAAAAUCUCAUUUAACUUUACAUGAGUUGGCAGUACAUCCCGACGCUCUUCCAGACAUACCGUGGAUGGUGUGCACGCAUACGGGCUGUCAGUAUAGGACUAAAUGCAAGGAAAACAUGAAUAUUCACACGACAAUACACACUACCGUUUAUAACCGCGUUAUUUACACUAAUGACAGUGUAUUAGGCAAAUCCAAGUACGGGUGCGUUAGCCAGGAAUGCAAGGAUACGACCAAAUUUAAGCUAACACAACAUCCCGACGCCUUUCCGGACAUACCGUGGCGAGAGUGUUCUCAUACUGGCUGUCAAUAUAGGACUAAAUACAAUAUAAGUACUCAUGAGAUGGAGCAUACCGGUGCUGAUAAAGGUGAUGCCAAAUUACCUUUAGUGAGCAAACGUGAGGUCGCUGUUAAAGUUAGAAAAUCCCGGCGCGAUAACCAGAAAUGCAUGGAUACGACCAAAUUUAUGGCUAACUCUGAUGAACCACAUAUUAACCAUACGACUAGCGAUUCACCUACCAGUGCAACCACUAUUACUACAUUGUCUCAACCGUUGACUAAAUGUCCCAUCAAUGGUCAGCAAUACCGGUGCGAUAGAUAUGCAUGUGAUUACAGGACAGGUGAUAAACAACUACUAAAUAAUCACCAAUUGAUUCAUCCGAAGAACUGUCAUUUCAAUUUAACUGCACAUCAACUGGCCCUACAUCCCGACGCCUUACCUCACAUACCAUGGAUGGAGUGCUCGCAUAAGGGUUGUCAGUAUAGGACUAAAUACAAGGCAUAUAUUAAUAAACAUGAGAAGAAACAUACCGGUGCUGAUAAAGGCGGUGCCAUGUUAUUGAACAAACGUAAUAAGUUGCAUGUUAACGUUAGAAAAUACCGGUGCGAUAGCCAGGGAUGCAAAUACACGACUUAUUUUAUGCGUAACUUAGAUGACCACCAAUCGAGUCAUGCAAUGGACACUGAAUUCAGGUGUGAUAUCAAUGAAUGCGAUCUCAUAUAUGGAUCGGAAUUGGCGUUAACUCGUCAUAAACUGAGACGACAUCCCGACGCCUGUCCGGACAUACAGUGGAUGAUGUGCUCGCGUAUCGACUGUAAGUAUAGAACUAAGUGCGAGACCGAUAUGAAUGGCCAUCGGAGGGGCCACGCUAUUGUUGAUGACACCAUUGACCCUGAAUUGAGCCACCGGUGCGAUUACGAGGGAUGCGACUUCGAGACAAUGUUCAAACACGACUUAUCCGGGCACAGGAUGUCUCAUAGGAACAACACACUCGAGCGUAAUGUUGCAAAAUUCCGGUGCGAGUGGGCUCACUGUCGCAAAGUGUUCACCAGGAGGUUGGCGCUGAAAAAACAUAUGAAUACACACCUGAGCGAUGAUGUUGGCUAUCGGUGCCCAUACCCCAGGUGUGGGAAAACGUUUUUAAAGAAGCCUAUAAUGAAGUUUCAUUUGAAAUGUCAUAAACCGGUGCAUAAAAGGCAGCGAUACAAGUGUUUCGUGAUGGGAUGCGACCAGAAGUUUGCAGUUUAUGCCGAUCUUCGCGAACAUCGCAAGAGAUUACACGCCAUUCCUCUGGAGUCGAGUGAGAAGAAUGAGUGGGAAGUGGAGAAGAUAUUGGAGUCGCGUACGGACGGCGAGGGAAAAGUGGAGUAUUUGGUGAAAUGGCGCGACUGUCCCCAUGAGGACAACACGUGGGAACCCAUUGAGAGCUUCUUAAAGAGCUCUCGUCAUUUGAUACGUGAGUUUGAGGGCAACCGCCCGACUCUGACCACCGGUGCGGAUGUGAAUAGACGUCAGACACGUAGCGCGACAGACAUGUCAUGGAUUGUCUGCUCGCAUACCGGCUGUCAGUAUAGGACUAAAGAUAAGACUGAUUUAGAAAAUCACGAAAAAACACAUGACUUAAUGGAUGUAUGCGUUGAUGAAAGUGAUGCCAAUAAUACAAAUGAUUGUAAGCCUAUAAACAUCAAGAAUGAAGCGUUAAGUGAUGUGAUUAGUAAUCAAACAGACAGUGGAUUAAGCCAUGAGUUUGAUGUGAAAACUAAAGUGACUGUGAAACAAGAACCCAUCGAUAAGACAAAUAACGAAUUGAACACUAAUUGCAAUAAUAAUGACACGAAUCUCACGGAAACUAAACCGAAAACAGAGUGCAAAAGAAGCUUACGAUUGAAAACUGAAGCCCAAAGAAAAGCCAAACGCGAG
Molecule: messenger RNA, 4123 nt
Organism: Oppiella nova
Lineage: Eukaryota; Metazoa; Arthropoda; Arachnida; Sarcoptiformes; Oppiidae
Source: the annotation of a GenBank genome assembly